AUGGAAAUUGUGGAGGAUGUAGUGAUAGUUGGAGCAGGAAUUGCAGGGUUGGCAACAAAAAUGGCUUUGAAAAGAGUAAUGGUUCAAGCUUUGGUAUUAGAGAGAUCACAGAAGCUGAGAGCUACAGGUGCAGCCUUAACCCUCUUUCCGAAUGCUUGGCUUGCCCUUGAUGCUCUUGGUGUUUCUCACAAGCUCAACCCCAUUUAUGCUCCUUCUUUGAAGAACAGUGGACAAGGAAUUAGGACAAUUCAUCGUAAAACAUUGUUAGAGGCUCUGGCAGAGGAGUUACCAACUGACUCAAUUCGGAUUUCUUCCAAGAUUGAUGCCAUUGAAAAUCAAGAAAGUGGAGGUAGUGCUUCCAUUGUUGUUGUAAAUUUGGAAGACGAAACAACAAUCAAAUCUAAGGUUCUUAUACGCUGCGACGGGGUGCACUCGGUAGUGGCACGUUGGCUAGGACUACCCGAACUGGUCCAUUCGGGGCGAUCAGGGGUUCGAGUUUUAGCAAUUUUUCCCCAAGGCCAUGGAUUUAAGCAAGAAGUUCAGCAGUUUGUGGAUGAGGGAAAAAGGGCUGGUUUUAUUCCUCUAAACGAUAGGGAACUUUACUGGUUUUUAGUCUGCAACGAUCAGCACUCUUAA
Molecule: messenger RNA, 636 nt
Organism: Dovyalis caffra
Lineage: Eukaryota; Viridiplantae; Streptophyta; Magnoliopsida; Malpighiales; Salicaceae
Source: the annotation of a GenBank genome assembly